AUGCCCCACGCCAAAGACGACAGCUACGAGCCCGCCUCCUCGAGCGAUGCCCGCUCGCCCUGCCCGGUGCUGAACAGCCUAGCCAACCACCACCGCCUCCCGCACGACGGCCGGAACAUCACGGCGGCGCAACUGCGCUCGGCGCUGGGCUCGAUCGGGCUGGGCGCCGACGUGUCCGCGCUGCUGGUGUGGCGGGCCUUUACGAUCCACAGCGACGACGCCGAGUUCGGGCCCCACGGGUCCAUCGGCGGCCUGCGUGACGCCACCGACCUCAACGCCGCGGGGGAGCCCGUCCUCCACCUCGACAAAGUCGGCCGCCCGCACGCCAUUGAGCACGACGUCUCCGUCACGCGCCAGGACCGCGCUCUCGGCGACCCCAUCCCCUGCGACCCCGCCCUCUACGCGCAGUUCGUCGGCAGCACCCCGCGCGCCGGCUUCGGCGUCCCCGACCUCGGCCGCUACCGGAAGCUGCGGUACGCCGAAUCCCAGAAGAGCAAUCCCGCUUUGAAGUUUGGGCGUCGCGAGCACUACAUCGCCUGCGGCGAGUUGGCCGUCCUGCGGUGCCUGUUUGGCGAGGGGCUGGGUAAGGGCAUCCCGAAGAGCUAUUUGCAGGCGCUGUUUGGCGAGGAGCGCUUGCCGUUGGAGGAGGGGUGGAGGCCUAGACGCUGGGUCAAGGCGUUUUUGCCCGAGGCUGCGGCCGUGAUACUUGCGAUUUCGAGGUAUGCUUGGCCUUUUUGA
Messenger RNA from Aspergillus uvarum CBS 121591, 738 nucleotides. RefSeq names its product putative peroxidase. The coding region runs from base 1 to 738 and encodes 245 amino acids. Gene Ontology annotation, molecular function: peroxidase activity. Lineage: Eukaryota; Fungi; Ascomycota; Eurotiomycetes; Eurotiales; Aspergillaceae. The transcript has a single exon. The record is from RefSeq and is a predicted model, not a curated record.